AUGAGCAAAGGAUCAAAGGAUGGAGGGUAUCACACUCAUCAGAAUAAGCUCAUAGAUCACACUCAUAAGAAUAGGCUCAUAGAUCACACUCAUAAGAAUAAGCUCAUAGAUCACACUCAUAAGAAUAAGCUCAUAGAUCACACUCAUAAGAAUAAGCUCAUAGAUUACACUCAUAAGAAUAGGCUCAUAGAUCACACUCAUAAGAAUAAGCUCAUAGAUCACACUCAUAAGAAUAAGCUCGUAGAUCCCACUCAUAAGAAUAAGCUCGUAGAUCACACUCAUAAGAAUAAGCUCAUAGAUCACAUUCAUAAGAAUAAGCUCGUAGAUCACACUCAUAAGAAUAAGCUCAUAGAUCACAUUCAUAAGAAUAAGCUCAUAGAUCAUACUCAUAAGAAUAGGCACAUAGAUCACACUCAUAAGAACAAGCUCAUAGAUCACACUCAUAAGAAUAAGCUCAUAGAUCACACUCAAAAGAAUAAUCCCCAGUCCAAUGAUAAGACACGUUGA
Messenger RNA from Sphaeroforma arctica JP610, 507 nucleotides. RefSeq lists its product as hypothetical. The record is from RefSeq and is a predicted model, not a curated record. The coding region runs from base 1 to 507 and encodes 168 amino acids. Lineage: Eukaryota; Ichthyosporea; Ichthyophonida. The transcript is spliced from 2 exons.